GUACGAGCAUUUGUGUCCUAUUGUGCAUUCUACAUGCAGGGCUUGGUGAGCUGCAGCCUAUCAACAUAACAUUUGGUGAUGUCACGCAAGUAGUUAUGUUCGAAGGCCAAGAUAAAACCAUCAAUGUUUCAGUAGUUUCUUACGAUGGUGCCGUUUCCGUUUUCUUCGACAGUGAAAACUCGUACACAUUUGAAGUUAUGAACCAGACAUUCGCCCGACUUGAAAUGAAUAACGAUAGCCAUUUUCCUGUGACCGCCCAAGUGACUCUUAAAGGACGACACAUUGGCAUUUCUAAUCUUCGGGUUUUUAUGUCAGCAGUGGGAUCUACCAAUAGUACUCAGGUUGCAUCUCUAAAAGUGAAGGUUAAUGUCGGAAAUUUUUUGAUCCAGGGGAUUCUCCAGUAUAUUUUCUAUAUCCCUUUGGUCUGUAUAUUCUUCAUGAUGGGAGCGAGUAUGGAUCUCGAAGAAAUCGCAAGUUGUUUCAAGCAUCCAAUCCCGAUCUUCGUCGGAUUCUUUUGUCAGUUCGCCAUCAUGCCCGCUUUAUCGCUGGGUAUUGUGAAGAUGUUUGGACUUGACACCGGGUACGCGCUGGGUCUUCUUCUAUUGGGAUGCUGUCCCGGCGGUAAGAUUAGCAACGACCUAACUAUCCUACUCGACGCUGAUUAUACCCUUAGCGUAACGAUGACGGCUUGUUCGACGGCACUGGCUUUGGCAACGAUGCCCUUGAAUAUAUUCAUAUAUACCAGAUUCUUGAUUCAGUCAGAAAAUAUCGAAACGCCUUACGGCCAGAUUGCUAUGCAGAUAGCCAUUCUCAUGACCCCUAUCCUACUCGGAAUGUUGCUUAAGUAUAAGCUUCCAUCAAUCAAAGACAAGGUUUUGAAGAUUUUGAAGCCCAUUGUAGCAGUCGUAAUGUUAGCAUCUGCUGGCCUGCUGAUUCCGUUUACUUUGUAUAUCUUUUUGUCUCCCUUAUAUGUUUACCUUGCUGCUUUCCUGCUACCUGUAUGUGGAGCAUUCCUUGGUGGAUUUAUUGCAAAACUGCUGCAACUUCCGAACAAUAAAGUGGUUGCCAUUUCUAUGGAAACAGGGGUUCAGAACGGGUUGUUUGCUUUAGUUGUCCUUAGAGCCGUGUACCCUUCACCGGAAGCAGAUUUGGCUUCUUCGGCGCCAACUUUAUCCUUUCUGUCAAUGCUUCUUAUUGGCAUCGUACUGGUCAUCGGCAAGAUCGUCUACACCAGAUUUGUAAAGCGGAAGCAAGGCGAAGACACCGAAAAUAUCAUCAAGAUAGAGUCGGAUGACCAAGGCAAAGGAAAGGAGGAAAAUGGAAAGGCAGUUGUCCUCACCUCUAUAAACACGCUUGAUGAUGACCAAAUUAUAUGCAAAAACAACAACAAACUUGUCGGUAUCAGUUUUCCUGGUGGAGAUGCUGGUGGCGAUAGUGGUGGCGAUGGGAUUUUCUGUGGAUAG
Lytechinus variegatus (green sea urchin) is the source of this 1463-nucleotide messenger RNA. Its product is annotated as ileal sodium/bile acid cotransporter-like. Gene Ontology annotation, cellular component: membrane. The record is from RefSeq and is a predicted model, not a curated record. The transcript has 2 exons. Bases 96 to 1463 code for a protein of 455 amino acids. NCBI's taxonomy places the organism in Eukaryota, Metazoa, Echinodermata, Echinoidea, Temnopleuroida, Toxopneustidae.